Pristis pectinata (smalltooth sawfish) is the source of this 1854-nucleotide messenger RNA. RefSeq names its product homer scaffold protein 2 (gene homer2). Gene Ontology annotation, cellular component: plasma membrane; cytoplasm; postsynaptic density. Gene Ontology annotation, biological process: regulation of store-operated calcium entry; G protein-coupled glutamate receptor signaling pathway. The transcript is spliced from 9 exons. The record is from RefSeq and is a predicted model, not a curated record. Gene Ontology annotation, molecular function: G protein-coupled glutamate receptor binding. Bases 491 to 1531 code for a protein of 346 amino acids. NCBI's taxonomy places the organism in Eukaryota, Metazoa, Chordata, Chondrichthyes, Rhinopristiformes, Pristidae.
UUAGUUAGUAGGUACCAUUACCAUGCAAUGGUAGGUUGCAUAGUUGCUCGCAGAGGCAAUUAGCUGGGAGGCAUUAGCGCGUUGUAGCCGGAUUGUAGCGCGUUGUGGUAGUUAGCUGGGUUGUCUCAGUUCGUGGCGAGCGGUGGAGAAGCUUGCCUUAGUAAUAGUUAGUUAUAUACUGUUAGUUAGCUACAUUACAUUAGUUAAAGGUGCGCAGUAGUUAGCAGGGUGUAGUGUUAGUUAGCUGGGUUGUGAUAGCUAUCAGGGUGAAGUGGUAGUUAGCUGGGCUGCAGCAGUUAGUGGUAGUUAGGCAGGUUGCUGCACUGGUUGAGCAGCCGCCCGAGGGCGCCUCGCCCCGUGCUGCCUCCGCGCUCCGGAGUUCAGUCGGGAGACGGGCGGUGGAGCGGGAGCCGGAGCCGGAGCGCGGCAUGGACCCGAGCAACUAACGCGAUCCCACAGUGUUGAGAGGAGCAGCGGACAGCGCCUGGCCAUGGGUGAGCAGCCAAUCUUCACCAGCAAAGCUCACGUCUUCCAGAUUGACCCCACCACCAAGAGGAACUGGCUGCCUGCUAGCAAGCACCCGCUCACCGUCUCGUAUUUCUACGAUGGGUCAAGGAACAGUUAUCGCAUCAUCAGUGUGGAUGGAACCAAGGUGAUCAUUAACAGCACCGUCACCCCAAAUAUGACCUUCACCAAAACAUCACAGAAGUUCGGCCAGUGGGCAGACAGCAGGGCAAACACCGUGUUUGGCCUCGGCUUCCCUUCAGAGCAGCAGCUGAGCAAGUUCGCUGAGAAGUUUCAGGAAGUGAAAGAAGCAGCAAAACUGGCACGGGAGCGGUCGCAGGAGAAGGCAGAGAGUUGCAGCACCCACUCCCACGAGUCCAGCCAGGAGGCCCCGACCUCACCACAAGCAUCAAGUGUGAAUGGAACCGAGGAUGAGAAAGGGAGACGCUCACCCCCCAUUGAAUCCCUGCUGAAAAGCAACAAUCACCGGAUCAACCCAGUGAAGAAGUGGGAGCAGGAGCUGCGGACUCUGGGUGAGAGCAAUGCCCGUCUGACGGCGGCGCUGCAGGAGUCGGCGGGCACGGCCGAGCACUGGCGGAACCGGCUGCAGGUCUGCAAGGAGGAGGGCGACCGGCUGCGGGAGAGGAUCGUGGAGCUGGAAGCGCAGAGCCUCGACAUCAGCAAGGAGAGGGAGCAGAACUCUCGGCUCAGUCAGACCGUGCGGCUGCUGGAGGCUGAGAUCUCCGAGAAGGAGCAGGAACUGGAGAGGCUGAGAGAGGAGGUUCGAGUUAUUCCAGGGCUGUUGGAGCAGUGUGAGGGGUUACAGCAACAGCUGCAGAGUGCAGAGAACUCAAACGCAGAGCUGGAGAGCAGGUCGAAGACCCUGAAGUGUAAUGUGGAGGAAAGCCGUCAGAAGUACGGGAACCUGGUGAAGGAGCUGACCACCUUCCUCGGAAUCCUCGAUGGGAAAAUUGACGAGCUCCAUGGAUUUCGACAGGGCCUUGCUAAAUUGGGGAUGGACAAUUGACAAGGGGAAACUGACAGGUUGGGAGGACCUGCAUUCAGAUUCAGUAGGGGAAGGGUCAACAGCUCGACCAAGCUUUCCACAUCUGGCUGCUGCUUUCCCUUGACCCAGGGGUCAGCUUCCUGUGAGGGUCAGGGGUCAGCCAGUCACAGGGUGGUGCUGCUAAGGCCAAUGUUAUUGCCCAUCCCCUGACUGGGUCAGGUUGCCAAUUCCACCCUGACGGGACAUUAGAUGGUCUGGGAGUUUUGUGUCAUUGUUACUAAGAGCAGCUGUUUUAUAAAUUCCAGAUUAUUAAAUGACAUCUGUGUGGUGAGAUUUGAACUCUG